This is a messenger RNA of Scomber scombrus (Atlantic mackerel), 4325 nucleotides long. It is a transcript of the gene maco1a, whose product is annotated as macoilin 1a. Bases 105 to 2138 code for a protein of 677 amino acids. Gene Ontology annotation, biological process: neuronal signal transduction. Lineage: Eukaryota; Metazoa; Chordata; Actinopteri; Scombriformes; Scombridae. The transcript is spliced from 11 exons. The record is from RefSeq and is a predicted model, not a curated record. Gene Ontology annotation, cellular component: rough endoplasmic reticulum membrane.
CAACAAUGGUGGAUAAUUGAAGAAGUGGGAAUAUUAGGAUGAGCGAAUGACAUUUCCCGACACAGUUACCAGACCGAUAUCACAAGUGAAUCAACAGGGGGAGGAUGAAGCGGCGCAAUGCGGACUGCAGCAAACUCCGACGGCCGUUAAAACGGAACCGAAUCACCGAGGGUAUAUAUAGCAGUACAUUCCUGUACCUGAAGUUCUUGGUAGUGUGGGUGUUGGUUCUCCUGGCUGACUUUGUGCUAGAGUUCAGGUUUGAGUACCUGUGGCCCUUCUGGCUUUUCAUUCGAAGUGUCUACGACUCCUUCAGAUAUCAAGGACUGGCGUUCUCAGUCUUCUUCGUCUGCGUGGCGUUUACAUCAGACAUCAUCUGCCUCCUCUUCAUCCCCGUCCAAUGGUUGUUUUUCGCUGCCAGCACCUACGUAUGGGUCCAGUAUGUCUGGCACACAGAGAGAGGCGUCUGUCUACCUACUGUAUCGCUGUGGAUCUUGUUUGUGUACAUUGAAGCCGCCAUCCGCUUCAAAGAUCUGAAGAACUUUCAUGUAGACCUGUGCCGACCUUUUGCUGCUCACUGUAUCGGCUAUCCAGUGGUGACUCUGGGCUUCGGCUUUAAAAGCUACGUGAGCUACAAGAUGCGACUGAGGAAACAGAAGGAAGUGCAAAAAGAGAACGAAUUCUACAUGCAGCUUCUACAACAGGCUCUACCACCAGAGCAACAGAUGCUACAGAGACAGGAGAGGGAGGCAGAGGAUGCCGCUUUAGCUAAAGGGAUCUCAGAGGUCGAACCUUCAGUAAUAUCCCAAAACGGAGCACCUCCUGGUAAGAAAAGCGCUUCAGUCCCGUUACCAGAACUGGAGUACCGGGAAAAAGGGAAGGACAGUACUGCGAAAGAGCGCGAGGGCAAAAAACAAAACACAAUCGGAAUCAAUAACAACAGUAUUAUACACGCACUGGACUCCAAACUACAGGAGACAGAGUAUAUUGAGAACUACGUCGGGACAAAGAGACUGAAUAACGACCUGGCAGGAGAGAACACACACGCCGACGCCAUCACACACUCCGCUUCUAAAGAGGAAAUGGGGGGAACGGGGAAGAACUACAAAAAUGCAAGCGGCGGUGGCAACAUUUCCAACUCGUCUCCGCGCAACCACAGCUCCACAAACGGGAGCGUCCCGCAGGGUUCCUCGAGCGGUAAGAACGAGAAGAAGCAGAAAGGGGCAGGGAAGGGUCAGAAGGAUCCAGUGGAGAACUGCAUCCCUAAUAACCAGCUGGGCAAGCCAGACGCUUUAGUACGGCUGGAGCAGGAUGUGAAGCGUCUGAAGGCAGAUCUUCAGGCCAACAGACAGUUGGAGUCGGAGCUGCGGAGUCAGCUUUCCUCUCUGAGCAGCCAGGACCGCAGCCUGCGCUCUGAACUGGGCCAGCUCCGCCAGGACAACGAGCUGCUACAGAACAAGCUCCACAGUGCCGUCCAGGCCAAGCAGAAGGAUAAGCAGACCAUCUCCCAGCUGGAGAAGAGGCUAAAGGCUGAGCAGGAGGCUCGGGCACUGGCUGAGAAACAGCUGGCUGAGGAGAGGAAGAGGAAGAAGAUGGAGGAGGCCACUGCUGCCAGAGCUGUAGCUUUAGCCGCUGCCACGAGAGUGGAGUCCACUGAUUCCCUGCGUGGUCGCAUCAGAGAGCUGGAGACAGAGUGCAAGAAACUCAGCAUGGACAUGAAACUUAAGGAGGAGCAGAUUAGGGAUCUAGAGGGCAGGUGUCAGGAGCUGCGGAAAUAUAAAGAAAACGAGAAGGACACAGAGGUAUUGAUGUCAGCGCUGUCAGCCAUGCAGGAGAAGACCCAGCACCUGGAGAACAGCCUGAGUGCAGAGACCAGGAUCAAACUGGACCUCUUCUCUGCACUGGGGGACGCCAAGAGGCAACUGGAGAUAGCACAAGGCCAGAUCCACCAGAGGGAGCAGGAGAUCGCCGAGCUGAAGCAGAAGAUAGCAGAGGUGAUGGCGGUGAUGCCCAGCCUGUCCUACUCGUCAGACGGCAGCAACCUCAGCCCCGUCACCCCACACUACUCCUCCAAGUUCAUGGACAAUAGUCCCUCCUCCCUGGACCCCAACGCCUCAGUCUACCAGCCCCUCAAAAAGUGACUCUGACAAACCACACUUUUUGUCAGACAGAACUCUUUUUUUUUAUUAUUUUUUUUUUUUUUCAGUUUUAAUUUUUCGGUGAAGCUCUCGGUUCCGGUUUGGGUUAUUUUGAGUUUACCAGCCCCCCCCUCCCCCUGACAGUUUUUUGCACUCUGAUAAAACACAUACAGACACAAAAACAUGAACGCAGACACACACACACACACAAAUGGUGCACACUACCCCUCCAUACAUAUUGUGUAUUUGGGUCCUUUUUUUUUUGUUUGGUUCUAUUAUGAGAACUAUUAUUUUGAGGGGUGUGUGUACACAAUAGGAUUCUUUUUUUUUUGUUGUUGUUGAAUUUUUGGGAUUUAGCCAUUAGACAGCGUGAUCUGAUUGAAGGGGGAGAAAGGAACACACAAUGUGUUGGCCAACUGUCUACUAAAGAGCUAUCAUGCAUCGCUUCAUGUCAAGUCUUCUUUUGAUGUACAGUAUAUGAGCCCACCCCCCACCCUCCCAACAGCCAUAUUGUCUUCUCUAGUGAAUUGACAUCCAGAUUUCUUUUAAAUUUAUGUAAGAAUUGGCUUUUCAUGGUGUUGAACAUUAAGGCGGAAGAUUUCAGUUAAGAUUAGAAUUCGAAGCUCACCUGUAAAGUAAAGUAAAGUAAAGUAAAGUAAAGUAAAGUGAAGCCCUGUGAAAGAUACAUGAAUGUAAACCUGUUCAUGUUUUGAUAUCACCUUUAACUUAAGAAAAACAGUGAUUGUUUGUAAUGUUUCAGUUCAGUUAUGACAAAUGUACAUUUUCUUUUGAAAAAAUAAGUGAUAUUGAACAGAUAAAUGUUUGCUGUUUUCCUCAGAUAGUCCAACAACAGAUGAUUCUCUAAAUGCUGGAAUUAUGGAUUCUCCAGGAUUAUUAUUUAAAAAAAAUAAAGAAAAAAAAAUAGCUUCAGCUAGAUUCGACCUGGCACUGCCAAAAAAAAACCAACAGCAUUCUAUUAAUGUUCACCUGUUUGCUGCAGACACCUUUCCUCUCCCUCUGGACCAAAUUAGAACCCGUUAGGCCAUAUCGUUCACCGGAUUUAAUGAUGUCUAGGUAACUGGUCGGUUACCGUUAUUUGCAGAUUUUUACAGUGCCUUGCAAUUUCUCUUUUUAAGAUGCAGAAACCACAUACUUAGGAAUCCUGGGAUCUAAAAGCAUCACACUUCAAAGCAGUCUCCUCUCUCUCUGGCUUCCAGCUCCAAUUGGCCAGGGUUUCAUUCGUACCAGCUAACGGUCAUCUCAAUUCAGUAUUCCAAGUUCUAUAAUGAUUACACCUCGUGUGUCAGACAUGUUACUAAUCGGUCACAAUAUUACAGCUUUAGGUUCGUCUCAAAGGGAAAACAUAACACUGGACAUGGUUCAUGUCAUUUCAUAGCAACACAGUCUUGGUAUGCCAAACGUUAACCAAACUGAUUGUCUGUUAUCAUGCCCUAGAGUUGGCAUUUAGUUGUUUACAACAAUGUACAUUAACUUACUGAGGAAUGUUUUCUUUGUUUAUUUCAUUUCAGUUCUUAAGUGCCAAGUGUUGAUGUUCAGUUUCCAUCCAUACUUUGAUCGAUGUAGCUAGCAUAAUGUUUGCAGAAGAGUGCUGUUAGUAUUAUUAUUAUUAUUAUUAUUAUUAUUAUUAUUAUUUUUAUGUCAUUAGAACAUAUUCGGAUGGUGUUGUGUUUACAAGGUUCUGGGCUGAUCAUGGUGAAGCAGCAGGAGGUCAGUUGGACUGAUUGUGUUACUCAUUUAUUUAUUUGUUACAGACUUUGAUCGAGUGGCACCUCCUUGAUAUAUUUCCCUUCAUAUUUCAGUUGAUUUCCUCCUAUUUUUCUACCAGGAAGGAUUCUGUGAAUGUGUUGUGUUGGAGAAAAAAAAAGGUUUGACCCCCUUUGAACCAUUUGACCAUGUUGUGAUGUCAUGUUGCCUACCUGGAAAAGUAUUUUCUGUGGAUCGCUCUGGCGUUGUGAAUUCAGUUCUCAAGUUGCUUUUACGAGUUUGUGUAGAAGGAAAGAGAAGGUUUCCAAAAAAAAAGAGAAAAAGAAGUGCUUUGUUUUAUCUUUUUCAUUGUUUCACCAUGUCUAAUUUCUUUACUCAAAGUGAUGGUGGCUGUGUCACACUUCUCACUUUGACCAUCACUAUUAAAGAAAGUCUUGCUGGUGGCAAUGCAAGCUGUUCAGUCUG